UUCACACGCAUGCGCGUUCCUUCUAUUGCGUUGGAGGCUCAUUUGAAAACAUUAGCAGUGACUAGCAAUGUUUGUUUUGGUUAGCAAGCAAUUCGCCUAAAGUUACGUUUCUGGAUAACACAUUGAUAUAAACCCAUCAUUAUACUCGAGGAACGACUGUCAACAUUCAUGGAGGACCACAGCGUGGAUGACGACAACUCCAGCAUCCUGUCAUCCUCCCCGGCGAACUCUCCUGUCAUGGACCGUAACCCCUCACCACCCCCGGACAGAGAGGGGGAGCAGGACGGGGAAAAGGUGGAUGCUAUAGGGGAGACAGUUUAUAGCAAACACUGGCUGUUCAGCACCUUGACCCGUCUGAUUCAGAUUGUGUCGGAGCAGAACACGGGAGACUCUGAUGCCCAGAUGCAGCUACCUGAGGAAGAUGAGGAUGAGCUGUGUAAGAUCUGGGAUAUGGCCAUGGAUAAGGAUGUGGCUGGUUUCUUACAGGAGUUCAAAGCUGGAGAUAUCCUCCUGGGAGUGAUCGCUAAGUCUCGAUGCCCUCGUCUCACUGAGAUAUGUGUGGGGAUCCUGGGUAACAUAGCCUGCUUCCCUGACACUUGUCUGACCCUCAGCCAGAACAACGACCUAGGGGUGGUGCUGUUGCUCCUUCUUGGAGACACUGAUCCCCCUACACUGCUGGAGACAAGCAGACUGCUGCUGACCUGUGUGUCCCAGAGCGAUGUGUCUUCUCUGUGGCUGGAGAGAGUACGGCAGCAGACCUCUGUGUGUUCCAGCCUUUGCUUCAUCAUGUGCAGCUCCACCAACAUGGACCUGCUGGUGAAGGUGGGGGAGCUGGUUGACAAGCUGUUUGACUUGGAUGAAGAGUUGAUGAAGACCUGGGUCACAGCUGGAUCUCAGCCCAGUGAUGAAGACAAAGAAGAGGAGGGCGAGAGACGUCUGGACGUGGCCUCCUCGCUCCUCGAGGCUGCCAAGCAGCUAAGGUCAGAGAGUCCAGAGGGUUUAGAGGUGUACCUGCAUGCCCUCCAGCUCCUCACCACUAUCCAUCAUGGGAUUCAGACACUGGCUGUUGCAGGUGGGACAGGCCAGGCUCUAUGGACCUUCCUGUGUGAGGUAGUGUGUGAGGACCUGUGUCAGCCAGACGACCCUCCGUUAGUACUACAGGAACAGAAGAGCUUACUGGUCCAUGCUCUGGCUGUUCUGUCAGUCCUGUAUGCGUGUCAGGACCAGGAAGCAGAGCACAGCAAAGCAGACACACUAUUGCCUCUAGUUGGGAGCAUGUUGAGGGUGCUGCAGUACCACAGGGAGUACCAGGUCAGUUCAGGACACGGACACAAGGAGAAGAAGGAUGGACAGGAGAAGGAGGAGGAGAAGGUGGAUGAGCAGCUCCAGGCUCUGAUCCAGACAACGGCUGAGUUCCUCUCUGACAUCAUCGCUGACCUCACCAAGGAUGCGGUGUCUGAGUUGGUGACGAGAGGUUACCUGACAGAAAAGACAUGUCUGUCAGCAGUAGGCUCUAUGCUCCCCCAGUUCAGCCCUGCCGUACAACACCUGGUCUUCAUGUUGUCAUAACUAACCCUCUGUAGAGGUACAACACCUGGUCUUCAUGUUGUCAUAACUAACCCUGCAACACCUGGUCUUCAUGUUGUCAUAACUAACCCUGCAACACCUGGUCUUCAUGUUGUCAUAACUAACCCUGCAACACCUGGUCUUCAUGGUGUCAUAACUAACCCUCUGUAGAGGUACAACACCUGGUCUUCAUGUUGUCAUAACUAACCCUCUGUAGAGGUACAACACCUGGUCUUCAUGUUGUCAUAACUAACCCUCUGUAGAGGUACAACACCUGGUCUUCAUGUUGUCAUAACUAACCCUCUGUAGAGGUACAACACCUGGUCUUCAUGUUGUCAUAACUAACCCUCUGUAGAGGUACAACACCUGGUCUUCAUGUUGUCAUAACUAACCCUCUGUACAGGUACAACACCUGGUCUUCAUGUUGUCAUAACUAACCCUCUGUACAGGUACAACACCUGGUCUUCAUGUUGUCAUAACUAACCCUCUGUACAGGUACAACACCUGGUCUUCAUGUUGUCAUAACUAACCCUCUGUACAGGUACAACACCUGGUCUUCAUGUUGUCAUAACUAACCCUCUGUACAGGUACAACACCUGGUCUUCAUGUUGUCAUAACUAACCCUCUGUAGAGGUACAACACCUGGUCUUCAUGUUGUCAUAACUAACCCUCUGUACAGGUACAACACCUGGUCUUCAUGUUGUCAUAACUAACCCUCUGUAGAGGUACAACACCUGGUCUUCAUGUUGUCAUAACUAACCCUCUGUAGAGGUACAACACCAGGUCUUCAUGUUGUCAUAACUAACCCUCUGUAGAGGUACAACACCUGGUCUUCAUGUUGUCAUAACUAACCCUCUGUACAGGUACAACACCUGGUCUUCAUGUUGUCAUAAUUAACCCUCUGUACAGGUACAACACCUGGUCUUCAUGUUGUCAUAACUAACCCUCUGUACAGGUACAACACCUGGUCUUCAUGUUGUCAUAACUAACCCUCUGUACAGGUACAACACCUGGUCUUCAUGUUGUCAUAACUAACCCUCUGUACAGGUACAACACCUGGUCUUCAUGUUGUCAUAACUAACCCUCUGUAGAGGUACAACACCAGGUCUUCAUGUUGUCAUAACUAACCCUCUGUAGAGGUACAACACCAGGUCUUCAUGUUGUCAUAACUAACCCUCUGUACAGGUACAACACCUGGUCUUCAUGUUGUCAUAACUAACCCUCUGUAGAGGUACAACACCUGGUCUUCAUGUUGUCAUAACUAACCCUCUGUAGAGGUACAACACCUGGUCUUCAUGUUGUCAUAACUAACCCUCCGCCGGUGGUAUAAAGUACUUAAGUACUUACUUUAAAGUACUACUUAAGUAGUGUUUUUGUCUAUCUGUACUUUACUAUUUAUAUUUUUGACUACUUUUACUUCACUACAUUCCUAAAUUUAAUAAUGUACUUUUUACUCCAUACAUUUUCCCUGACACCCCAAAAGUACUCGUUUCAUUUUGAAUGCUUAGCAGGACAGGUAAAUGGUCCAAGUCAAGCACUUAUCAAGAGAGCAUCCCUGGUCGUCCCUACUGCCUCUGAUCUUACACUCACUAAGCACAAAUGCUUUGUUUGCAGUGUGCCCCAGGCUAACCUUCAAUAAGUUAAAAAAAAUAUAUAUAUAUAUUUCAGUCUGGUUUGUUUAAUAUAAGCAAUUUGAAAUUAUUUAUACUUUUGAUACUUAAGUGUAUUUAAAACCAAAUACUUUUAGACUUAUACUCAAGUAGUAUUUUACUGGGUGACUUUUACAUUUACUUGAGUCAUUUUCUAUUAAGGUACGUUUACUUUUACUCAAGUAUGACACAAUUGGGUACUUUUUCCACAUCUGCCUUCCUUUACCUGUAUAGGUACAACACCUGGUCUUCAUGUUGUCAGAGGCUGAUCCCCAGCUGGCAGACACAGU
Molecule: messenger RNA, 3505 nt
Organism: Salmo salar (Atlantic salmon)
Lineage: Eukaryota; Metazoa; Chordata; Actinopteri; Salmoniformes; Salmonidae
Source: RefSeq, a predicted model, not a curated record